AUGUCGUUUGCCGACAAAAUUACAAUGCUUAUGUCGCGUCCGGGCGGCGAUAAUGUCCAAAAAGACGACGUCCCCUGGUGGAUGCGUUACGCUGGACGAGUCCUGGGCACUGUUGGCAGUUUUAUUGCGAUAUUUGCGGGCAUCAUCAAUUGCAUGGGCCUGUUCACACUGAACGUGUCCUGUUUGAUCGCCGGCAUCUGGCAGAUGCUCGCCGGCUUCAUAGUGAUCGUGUGCGAGGCGCCUUGCUGCUGCUUCUUUAUUGAUUAUGUGCAGGUCCUAUCUGAUAAAAUGGAGACGCGGCCAUAUUGGAAUAAAGCAGCGUUCUACGUUGGCUUGGCGCUGCCUCCAUUCUUUCUGUGCUUUUUGAGCCUCAGCACUUGGUUUGGAAGCGGUAUAAUAUUCGCUACCGGCGUCGUAUACGGCAUGAUGGCGCUAGGCAGAAAAGCGUCAGCAGAGGAGAUGAGGACGUCGGCGGCGACGCUGGAGGCUGGGCUGGGGCAGCCGACGACCGCGCCGCGUGCCAACCUGGUCGCCAACGAGCAGCCCGUCUCCUUCACCGGUUUUCCCUUGCCGAACUGA
Messenger RNA from Parnassius apollo (apollo), 579 nucleotides. NCBI's taxonomy places the organism in Eukaryota, Metazoa, Arthropoda, Insecta, Lepidoptera, Papilionidae. The record is from the annotation of a GenBank genome assembly.